ACACCAGGAACGUCAACCCACGUGUCUGGGAGUGUGUGUACCUAACCUCGCUAAACUCGCAAUAUGGUGCCACGUGGAUAACCCAAAAUUCCAAGGAUAAUGUCCCUGGAAAUCGCUCCCCACGUGUACCAGUGGCUGACGGCGUCCAACUUUACCGCCGGAACGCACCAGGACCUGCAGGAACCGAUGAGUCGCGACACGAACCUGGUCGGAUAUUGGGAGCAAUCGCUGAAGAAUCUUACUACGCAGCAGCGAACCGUGUUCACCGUGAUUGUUAUCUUGGUCGGGGUGUUGGCGAUAUUCGGGAACCUGCUGACGGUUAUUACGAACGUUCGCCGGAAGCAACGGCAUCUGUUCCGGGUUUGCCUGCUGACGCUGGCCUUGAGCGACAUUUGCUUCGUGACCGUGACCUCGAUCGUGUAUUUGUCGCAGUUCAACACGGAGUACAACUCGUUGUGGACAUUGGGAGAAGUGGCAUGCAACUUGGCACCAUUCUUCCAAACUAUGGCCGUCCUGGUCAACAGCAUUACCCUGGUAGCGAUCGCUCUCGAUCGCUACAUGGCCGUUGUACGACUAACCAAAGGAAUCUGGGAACCAAGUGGAAUCUUUUGCAUCAUCUGCUCGAUACUGAUCUGGGGCCUCGCAGCUGGAAUAUCUACCCCGAUGCUAACGCUCUACGAGAUCUACAACGUAGUCGUUCUGCUAGCGGACCCAGCUCAUCCAAAAGUGAUCACCGGUUACUUCAUGGCUGAAAUGUGCGCCACGGAUAAGACCAAGAACGGCUACUACUUUGGAAUCGUUUUCACGGUGAUCUUCCUGCCAGCACUACUGUCCUUCCUGUGGCUCAACUCCGUAAUAGCCAAAGAAAUCUGGACCCGUCGCAACCCGAUCCAAACCCUGGCCAACCUACCCAAGAAAUCCAAGAAACCCUCACCGACGGACACCUCCGGCGAUCGCAAAACCACCACCACGACCAACAUCAGCUCGACAAUCCCAAUAGGUCGUCACACCUCCCAAAAGUGCACCUGUAUCAACUGCCUGGACGUCAACUCCCCACCCCGGGAACCUCCACCCCCUCCCCCACUUCCCCCAAGACCCGCAACCCACGCUAGUCCCGCAACCAAGGACCGAAAACGGCGCCAACUCCGCAUGUUCAAGGCCAUCGUGUUCAUCAUAGCGGUGUUCUUCUGCUGUCGACUUCCGAUGUGGGUCUACCUGCUGGUCAAGCUACACGGGGUGGCCAACACCAACUCGCACUGGGUUCUGCACUACACCUUCGGGAUCAUGGCGAUGGUCAACUGUGUGCUCAACCCGUUGAUCUACACGUUCCUGAGUGAGACCAUCAAGUUCAGCAUAUUCUGCAAGACGCUCUGUUUGCGCUUUUGGGUGGAUCCUUGCAGGAGGAGUUUGGACCGGAUGAAGACCAGGGGGUGGAAACCAAAGGAGGAGGUUCGGAAGCCGUGCUGUGCGGCAAGUGCCAAGCGGACAUCCCAUCGGGGUGGGAUAUUUUUCGGGGAUUAG
Culex quinquefasciatus (southern house mosquito) is the source of this 1521-nucleotide messenger RNA. RefSeq names its product G-protein coupled receptor moody. Gene Ontology annotation, cellular component: membrane. The transcript has 2 exons. Lineage: Eukaryota; Metazoa; Arthropoda; Insecta; Diptera; Culicidae. Gene Ontology annotation, biological process: neuropeptide signaling pathway. Gene Ontology annotation, molecular function: neuropeptide receptor activity. The record is from RefSeq and is a predicted model, not a curated record. Bases 100 to 1521 code for a protein of 473 amino acids.